Molecule: messenger RNA, 870 nt
Organism: Danio rerio (zebrafish)
Lineage: Eukaryota; Metazoa; Chordata; Actinopteri; Cypriniformes; Danionidae
Source: RefSeq, a predicted model, not a curated record
GUCUGACUUCAGUCUAAUGUGGACAGAAGAAACAUCUAAUGCUGAAGCAAUUAUGUUACCAGUUGACAAAAUCUGGACUCCUGGGCUAGCUUUGGAUAAUGCGAUAGAUGCAACCUCAAAGCCAUACACUGAUGAUGUAGUUGUGACUUCUUUUGGAAGUGUAUCCCAUGCUGUUAUUCUGCUCAUAGCAGUGAGCUGUGAUAUCAAGCUUUUCACCUAUCCCUUUGUGAGUGGGCAAUGUCUUGUGGCCAUCAAUGGUUGGAAAAAUGGUGAUUGUGGGAUUGUAUUAUUUUAUCCCCGUACUGUAACUACAUCGGGAGGAACUCUAAGUGGAGAGUGGAUGACGGAGAAUGUGGAAAUAGCAAAAGAGGAUGACAUGGAAAACCGCAAAUAUCUUUUGGUCACUUUAUCCAUCAAUCCUUUCAGUGCUGUUGUGACCCUGAUUCUUCCCAGUGCACUAAUAAUGCUGGCUGACCUGGUGAGCUUUUCUCUGCCAAUUCAAGGAGGAGAACGCAACAACCUUAAGGUCACCUUGAUGUUGAGCUUGACAAUGUUUAUCCUCAUCCUCAAUGAUCGUCUCCCCAGUGGUGGGGAAUGUACCCCUCUUCUCCAUUAUCACUUCUGCUUCUGUCUGGUUAACCUGGUGCUCAGCAUGGUGACAUCUUUAGUGCUGACACAUCUGUUGACUAGUGACAGCUUCAUGGCUUCUACAUGUUUAAAGAGAAUCAGAAGACAAAACGCCCAGCUGGAUCAAAAUGAAGGUAAGAGAAUACUAAAAAUUGCAAAAACACCAAUUAAAUAUCGAAAAACACUCACCGCUUCAGACAGAAUGUGGUUAAAUGUACAUUUAUUUUAUCUCCAUUAGCAGAU